Molecule: messenger RNA, 332 nt
Organism: Anopheles merus
Lineage: Eukaryota; Metazoa; Arthropoda; Insecta; Diptera; Culicidae
Exons: 2
Coding region: 12-332 (106 amino acids)
Source: RefSeq, a predicted model, not a curated record
CAAAAGAAAAAAUGAACGCGAUCCGGAUAGGUCUGGAAGAUCCAACAGUCAAGUUAUAUCUAACCUUCUUGAAGUAUAUUCUACCAAUAAUCAAAGUCGUACCUGCUUUGUUAUCUCUUCCACAUUCUUGGGCUUGCGUGGAAAGACUUUUUUCCCAGUAUAACCUUAACAAAAACAAACUAAGGAAUCGUUUGUCACCCGAGGUAUUGGAAGGAUUAUUGGCUUCCAAAGAGUAUGUAAAGUUACAUAAAACAUCAAAUGGAGACAUUGAAAUCACCAGCGACAUGAAGAAGAAGUUUAACAGUAACAUGUAUAACAUGAAAAAUUGGUAA